AGUGGAGGGAUUGGCAGAGAGGGGUGGAGGACACUGAGUGGAGGCCAGUGGAGGGUUGGCAGAGAGGGGGGUGAGGACACUGAGUGGAGGCCAGUGGAGGGAUUGGCAGAGAGGGGGGGAGGAGGACACUGGAGUGGAGGCCAGUGGAGGGAUUGGCAGAGAGGGGGGAGGACACUGAGUGGAGGCCAGUGGAGGGAUUGGAAGAGAGGGGUGGAGGACACUGAGUGGAGGCCAGUGGAGGGAUUGGCAGAGAGGGGUGGAGGACACUGAGUGGAGGCCAGUGGAGGGAUUGGCAGAGAGGGGUGGAGGACACUGAGUGGAGGCCAGUGGAGGGAUUGGCAGAGAGGGGUGGAAGGACACUGAGUGGAGGCCAGUGGAGGGAUUGGCAGAGAGGGGUGGGGGUGAAUGGCCAGUGGAGGGAUUGGCAGAGAGGGGUGGCAGAUACAGAAUGGUUAGUAAGGUGGAGUGAUUGGAUUUGGGGGUGAAAGGACAGAUUGAAGUCUAG
Messenger RNA from Staurois parvus, 505 nucleotides. NCBI's taxonomy places the organism in Eukaryota, Metazoa, Chordata, Amphibia, Anura, Ranidae. The record is from the annotation of a GenBank genome assembly.